AUGCCUCCUUCCAACAACCCUGAGCUCCAGAUGGGCAAGGUCUUUGAUGUCAAGGACAAGAUUGCUCUGGUUACUGGAGGAGGAUCCGGAAUCGGCCUCAUGAUUACUCAGACUCUGGCUGUCAAUGGCAUGAAGGUGUACAUUGUCGGUCGGACGGAAAAGAAGCUUGAGAAGGUUGUCGAGGCGCAUGGACAAGACAUUGCAGGCCAAAUCAUCCCAAUCGUUGGAGACGUCAGUACCAAGGAGGGUGUAUCCAAGAUCAAGAAGGAGAUUGAGUCGAAGGAGAAGUGCCUCUGUGUCCUAGUCAACAAUGCUGGAAUUGCACCAGGCAAGACUGAAGUCAAGGGAAGCUCAGAAGAGCUAGUCGACAAGCUCUUUGACGGUACUACUGAAAAGGAAUGGCUCGACGUCUACCAAACCAAUGUUGUUGGACCCUUCCUCAUGAGCACAGCCUUCCUCCCCCUCCUCCAGAAGUCGACAGAGAUUCACAAGGACUACUCCGGAACCAUUAUCAACAUCACCUCCAUCUCAGGACACAUUCGCAUCUCACAAGGCCACUUUGCCUACAACAGCAGCAAAGGUGCCGCUGUUCAUCUGAACAAGAUGCUUGCUUCUGAGAUUGCGAAGAACGGCAUCAAAGUUCGUGUCAAUUCAAUUGCCCCGGGUGUCUUUCCUUCGGAAAUGACUACCCAGGAAAGCAGGGAUGACAACCAGAAGAGCGAGAUGCCCAAAGAGCACAAGGAGGGUCUUCCUGCCCAGCGACCUGGAAAAGACCAGGACAUGGCUGCUGCUAUUCUGUUUGCAGUGGGCUGCCAGUACCUCAACGGUCAGACGGUCACUGUGGACGGCGGCUAUGCCAUCCAAGUCGGCAACUAA
Molecule: messenger RNA, 876 nt
Organism: Exserohilum turcica Et28A
Lineage: Eukaryota; Fungi; Ascomycota; Dothideomycetes; Pleosporales; Pleosporaceae
Exons: 3
Coding region: 1-876 (291 amino acids)
Molecular function (GO): oxidoreductase activity
Source: RefSeq, a predicted model, not a curated record